UUUGAAACGUUCUUUGUUACAGAAGAGGAAGAGGAACAGGUGCCUACCGAUGGAGGUACAUCUGCAGAGGCCAUGCAGGUGCCACUGGAAGAAGAGGGAGAUAUGGAAGAGGAUGAGGCCAUUAAUGAUGAGAACUACUUGAGCAAGAGACCAUUAGAAAGUCCUGAUGCUGAGGAAUUUCCUCCUGUGAAACGGCCAAAACUAUCUGUUUCCAAAGGGGACACCUUGGACGGAGCUUUGGAACCACGUGAGCCUCUUAGCUCAAUAAAUACUCAAAAAGUACCACCAAUGCUUUCUCCAGUUCAUGUUCAGGACAAUACAGACUUAGCCCCUCUUUCACCAGAACCACCAAUGUUGGCUCCCAUUGCAAAAUCGCAAGUGCCAACCCCUAAAACUUUAGAGGCAAAGCCAUUUGUACCCAAAACAAAGUCCAAAACAAGUUCUCCAGGACAGAAGACAAAAUCACCUAAAACGACACCCUCACCAGUGGUAGCUGGAAGUCCCAUACGUUCACCAAAAACUGGAUCCAAAGAAAAAAAGUCACCAGGUCGCGCCAAGAGCCCAAAAAGUCCUAAAAGUCCAAAGGUUCCUGCUCAUGUUCCCCAACCACCUGUCAAGCCUGAAACACCAAGUAGACCCCCUCUGGCUGCAUUAAGUGACAAGAUAGGAAAGGAAAACAUUCAAGUAAAACAAGGACAGAUGCCACCUGAGCCUGCCACCAAGCCAAAUAUUGAAAACCAGACUAAGAAAGUACCAGUAAUGGACAAGACCAUUGAUGAUUCAAUUGAUGCUGUCAUUGCUCGUGCAUGUGCAGAACGAGAACCGGAUCCCUUCGAGUUUUCCUCCGGUUCUGAAUCAGAGGGGGAGAUUUUUACUAGUCCUAAAAGACUUUCUAUUUCAGAGACUACAGCUCCUAAACCUUCUGUUUCUGCCAGUAAUGCAAAUAAGGCAGGAGCAACUCCAAUACCUCCCUCAGGUGGAACUUCAAGUUCAGACAUUUCAUGGACAAUGGAUGACUCAAUUGAUGAGGUCAUUCGAAAGGCAAACAUGGGGACACCUUCUAAUCCACCUACCAACUUCACUUAUUUCUCCUCUCCUUCCGCUUCACCGCCAACUCCAGAACCUCUUCUCAAAGUCUAUGAGGAGAAAACCAAGUUGGCUUCAUCAGUAGAAGUGAAAAAGAAGUUGAAAAAGGAGCUGAAGACAAAAAUGAAGAAGAAAGAAAAACAAAAGGAAAAAGAUAAAGAGAAAAACAAGGAGAAGAACAAGGAGAAGGAAAAGAACAAGGAGAAGGAUAAAGACAAGGAAGGAAACAAGGAAGCAAAAUUUCAGUGGAAGGAACUGCUCAAAGAUGAUGAUCUUGAUCCCUAUAAAUUCAAACUAAAGGACUUUGAGGAUGCUGACACAAAAGUAAAGUUGAAAGAUGGCAAUACCAAAAAAGAGAGAGAAAAACAUAAAGAUAAAAAGAAAGAGAAAGAGAAAGGCAAAAAAGACAAGGAUAGGAAAGACAAAGAGAAACUUAAAGAUAAGGGUAAGGAAGAUAAGAUAAAGGCUCCAUCGGCACCUCUUGUGUUACCUCCCAAAGAAAUGUCUUUGCCCUUGUUCAGCACACCAACUGCAAUGAGGCUUCCCAGCAUGUUACCUUCCUUGUCUCCAAUGCUUCCUGAAAAACUAUUUGAGGACAAAGAGAAACCAAAAGAGAAGAAGAAAGACAAAAAAGAGAAGAAGAAAAAGAAAGAAAGGGAGAAGGACAAAGAAAAGGAAAAGAAGGAGAAGGAAAAAGAAAGGAAAGAAAGAGAAAAGAAAGAGAAGGAAAAAGAGAAACACAAACAUGAAAAGAUAAAGGUGGAACCAGUUGUUCCGGCUCCAUCACCAGUUAUUCCUCGGCUGACGUUAAGAGUGGGAGCAGGCCAAGACAAGAUAGUCAUCAGCAAAGUGGUGCCAGCUCCAGAGGCCAAACCUGCUACUCCUGUGAGCCGGCCCAAAACACCUCCACCUGUGCCGUCACCGAUACCAGCUCCCGUUCAUGUCACCCCUCCUCCAGCUCCAGCUCCUCCUCCUCCACAGGCUACCGUCUCACCAGCCCUCAUCCCACCGCCCUCUCCAGCCGUCUCCGCGGCAGGAGGCUCCAAAGCUCCGGUUAGGAGCGUGGUGACCGAGACCGUCAGUACUUACGUGAUCCGAGAUGAGUGGGGUAACCAGAUCUGGAUCUGUCCUGGCUGUAACAAGCCAGAUGAUGGCAGUCCAAUGAUAGGUUGUGAUGGCUGCGAUGAUUGGUAUCACUGGCCUUGCGUUGGAAUUACGACUGCACCCCCAGAAGAGAUGCAAUGGUUCUGCUCCAAGUGUGCCAACAAAAAGAAGGAUAAAAAACACAAGAAGAGGAAGCACAGGGCACACUGAAGACUUUGCACUGGACUGAAGUCAUGCGGUCACCGCAACAUCUUCUGCCCUGACUCUGUCACAGGGAGGAUCCAUCCUGCUUGUGUCUCACCCUCCAUCACUGGCUGUUAGGGUUAUGACUCUGAAAUGAAUCAGGGGUGAGGAGAUGCUCUCUGUCAGGGGCUGUUGCGUUUUGCAGACCAUCCGAGCUCAGGGGGUUGGAAUUUGGUACAUUCUGAUGCUGUCUUUCACCUACCGAGGGAAAUUUGCACAGAGCGAUAUGAAGACUUUGGUAGUUCAUGGUACCGCUCCCACUCCUGUGGCUUGGCAGCAACAAAGAUGAAUGUUGUAAAUACAGAUAUCUGUCUUAUUCUUUCUCGAUUUGUUAUUAAUCCCUCUUGAACUUUUGCAGUAAGGUGCUGAGAGGAGAAGAAAAUGUAAAUUGCAGUAAAUUGUAAACUGAGGAGACCUUCUGGAAUGAUUUCUUUAGUCUGGAUACAGUUCAGCCUCUACUCCUGCUGAGCCAGAUACUCAUAAUAUGGAAAUAAAAAGUGGCUGGUAAAUAUUUUUGUGACGAGAAUAUACGAAGCUUUUUUCCUUGAUUUUUAGUACUAACAUAAAAUAAACACGUUCAAGCUUUUGUGAUA
Messenger RNA from Cariama cristata (Red-legged seriema), 3026 nucleotides. RefSeq names its product TAF3 RNA polymerase II, TATA box binding protein (TBP)-associated factor, 140kDa (gene TAF3). The annotation marks the transcript as partial. The transcript is spliced from 5 exons. The record is from RefSeq and is a predicted model, not a curated record. Lineage: Eukaryota; Metazoa; Chordata; Aves; Cariamiformes; Cariamidae. Gene Ontology annotation, cellular component: transcription factor TFIID complex.